This is a messenger RNA of Dermacentor silvarum, 822 nucleotides long. Its product is annotated as kinesin-like protein KIF18B. Gene Ontology annotation, cellular component: nucleus; mitotic spindle astral microtubule; mitotic spindle midzone. The record is from RefSeq and is a predicted model, not a curated record. NCBI's taxonomy places the organism in Eukaryota, Metazoa, Arthropoda, Arachnida, Ixodida, Ixodidae. Gene Ontology annotation, biological process: microtubule depolymerization; mitotic sister chromatid segregation; microtubule-based movement. Bases 1 to 822 code for a protein of 273 amino acids. The transcript has a single exon. Gene Ontology annotation, molecular function: ATP hydrolysis activity; plus-end-directed microtubule motor activity; ATP binding.
AUGGCAGUGCGCGUGCGCCUACUGAGCGAUCGUGACUCCGAGACCACCAGCGUCGUCCUCGUGAUCAUCACGCCCCCGCCCGUGGUAAGGUCGACUACCGCAACGUCGAGGAACCCUACCACGGAGGAAUCUACAAUGGUGCCAACUUUCGCCAUGCUGGGCUCCGAGGAAUGCCCCGGAGUGGUCUACCUCAUGCCCAGCAAGUUGGACCAGCGCGUGGACAAGCUGCGGUCAGAGGGCCAGACAUGCGACGUAGCAGCCACCUAUCUAGAAGUCUACAACAAGGUUUUUCGAGACCUGCUUUGCCUGGACCCUGCCAAGGGCAUUGGAAUAUUGUACCUUACCAUACACAGGGUGAAAGAGGCCGGCACCCUCCUCGAUCUGCUCUUGAAAGGAAACAAGAACCGGACGCAGCAUGCUCCCGACGCUAAUGCUGAGUCUUCAUGGUCGCACGCCAUCUUCCAGAGCUACGCCACAGUGACGGAGAAUGCGACAAGCACGAGCAAGCAAACUCGCGUCUCGAUGUGCUCUGUUGACCUUGCCGGCGCGGAGCGCGCAGCUGCGGCCAGUAGGGACCCAGAGGAUCAGAUUCGCGAGGGUACUAAGCUCAACCUGUCGCUCCUGGCCCUCGGCAACUGCAUCAACGCCCGCCCGAAGAACGGGACGCAGCAAGUGCCGUACCAGGACUCCAAGCUGACCCACAUCCUCAAGGACUCGCUGGGUGGCUCGGGCGACGUCCUUGUGAUUGGGACAGCGACGGCGGUGAAGCUGAACUGGGCGAAAACGUGCAGCACCCUGGAAUAUGCGCUGAGCGGGCCAUGA